UUAUAAUUCAGGGAGGAAGAUUCGGGUCGAUAUUUCAGUUUGUAAACUGGGACGGGCUACCGUCGUCCAUCAGGUUUAUGCCCAUAUGCUAUAUUAUAUGUACCUUGACAUCAAAGAAAUCUGAUACGCGUUCUCCAUAUCCCAUUCGGUACAGACAUGAAAUUUUACGGCAUAGUUGUCUUCUUGGCGUUUGCCGCCUUUGCUCAGGGAGUGCCCCAUAAUGGGAGAACGAAGCGUUCGAUUAGCGAUAAUCUGGAGACGUUGGUCGAGAGCAUUCAGGCGUUAGCGUCCGAAGUUAACGAAGACUUGGGAAUCCCCGCCUUCGACCCCUUUACGGAUGAUUCUGUUGCAAUUUCGAUUAACCAGACUUUGGCAAAACUUGAAGGUGAACUGACCGACUUGAAUAUCGACGGUCUGUCGGACUUCUCGAUCGACACAUUGAAGUUCACUCUAAUCGGACUCAAAUUCACCUUCGCUUUCACCUGGCCCAAUAUUACCUUCAGCACAGGAUAUUCGAUCGACGGCACCGUUGCCAGCAUUCUACCGAUCUACGGUGAUGGAAAAGCAUCUGGUGAGAUAACCAACCUGGCCGUUUCCGGAACGGUUGCGAUAUCCGUUAAGAAUUCGUACCUGUACCUUAAAUCUAUGAGCAGCGCGGUCAGUUUAGACGACCUCGAUAUCCAACUUUCUGGACUCCUGAACAACGACGACGCAUCGGCUCUUAUUGCGGCCGUGAUCAGCGACACAGUUCCACAGAUCCUCGUGGACUUCCAGGAUGUGAUCUCUGAUACUGUCAACACCGCUGUCACCGAGUAUGUCGACGACUACCUCGGUAGCAUGACGUUGGCUGAACUGCUGGCACUCAUCGGGAGCUAAAUUAAUUUCCCAUGAUCUGCGGGUACUUGGUCGAAAUUUCGAUGCAGGUCGUUGCAUCAGUCAAGCACCAAUCCACCUUUUGACUGCAGGAAAUGUGUAUGAAUAAAUAAAUUGAUGAAAAAAUA
This is a messenger RNA of Diprion similis, 1001 nucleotides long. RefSeq lists its product as uncharacterized. The record is from RefSeq and is a predicted model, not a curated record. Lineage: Eukaryota; Metazoa; Arthropoda; Insecta; Hymenoptera; Diprionidae. Bases 157 to 876 code for a protein of 239 amino acids. The transcript has 6 exons.